Messenger RNA from Octodon degus (degu), 1533 nucleotides. It is a transcript of the gene Pim1, whose product is annotated as Pim-1 proto-oncogene, serine/threonine kinase. The transcript is spliced from 7 exons. The coding region runs from base 87 to 1028 and encodes 313 amino acids. Gene Ontology annotation, molecular function: protein serine/threonine kinase activity; ATP binding. Gene Ontology annotation, cellular component: cytoplasm. The record is from RefSeq and is a predicted model, not a curated record. Gene Ontology annotation, biological process: negative regulation of apoptotic process; protein autophosphorylation. NCBI's taxonomy places the organism in Eukaryota, Metazoa, Chordata, Mammalia, Rodentia, Octodontidae.
GCCGCAGACCCCGCCGCAACGCCACCCGCAUCCCGCGCCGCAGCCUCCCUGGGCCGCGUCCUCGCGCCAACGCCCUGGAGGUGGGGAUGCUCCUGUCCAAGAUCAACUCGCUCGCCCACCUGCGCGCCGCACCCUGCGGCGACCUGCACGCCACCAAGCUGGCGCCCGGCAAGGACAAGGAACCCCUGGAGUCUCAAUACCAGGUGGGCCCGCUCCUGGGCAGCGGUGGCUUCGGCUCGGUGUACUCCGGCGUCCGCGUCGCCGACAACUUGCCGGUGGCCAUCAAGCACGUGGAGAAGGACCGGAUCUCUGACUGGGGCGAGCUGCCCAAUGGCACGCGCGUGCCCAUGGAAGUGGUCCUGUUGAAGAAAGUGAGCUCGGGCUUCUCCGGCGUCAUCCGGCUCCUGGACUGGUUCGAGAGGCCUGACAGUUUCGUGUUGAUCCUGGAGAGGCCGGAGCCGGUACAAGAUCUCUUCGACUUCAUAACGGAAAGGGGGGCCCUCCAGGAAGAGCUUGCCCGCAGCUUCUUCGGACAGGUGCUGGAGGCCGUGCGCCACUGCCACGACUGCGGGGUGCUGCACCGCGACAUCAAGGACGAGAACAUCCUCAUCGACCUCAACCGCGGCGAGCUCAAGCUCAUUGACUUUGGGUCGGGGGCGCUGCUCAAGGACACCGUCUACACCGACUUCGAUGGGACGCGGGUGUACAGCCCUCCCGAGUGGAUCCGCUACCAUCGCUACCACGGCAGGUCCGCGGCCGUGUGGUCCCUGGGGAUCCUGCUCUACGACAUGGUGUGCGGAGACAUCCCUUUUGAGCACGACGAGGAGAUCGUCCGGGGCCAGGUUUUCUUCCGGCAGCGAGUCUCCUCAGAGUGUCAGCACCUCAUCCGAUGGUGCCUGGCACUAAGGCCAUCCGACCGGCCCUCCUUUGAGGAAAUCCAGAACCACCCGUGGAUGCAGGAUGCGCUUCUGCCCCAGGAGACUGCGGAGAUCCACCUGCACAGCCUGUCGCCGGGGACCAGCAAAUAGCCCCCUCCCGGAGGCCACCAGGUCUUCACCUCCCACCAGACCUGCCAGGGAGGGAAAGCCCCAGUCUCCGCUCCCGAUUCCCAGUGACACUUGGCCAUUGAGCCUGGCAGGACAGUGCUUGACAAGGGACAGUUCACAGCUCAUUCCAGACCCCAGGGCUCUGGGUCCCCUCCUGGCGGGUGCAGGGGCCCUGCUGCGGCUACGCUGUCCCCUUCUGCUGAUCGAGGCGGGUCGGUGAGGGGGUGGGCUUGGAGAGGGUAGGACUGGCGUCACUUGAGUCCCUGUCACCUCUUCCGACUCUUGAGUGCCUUCUGCGGGACUCCGGCCAUGCUGGGAGAAAUACUUGAACUUGCCUCUUAUCUGCUGCUUCCCCAAAAAUCUGCCUGGGUUGGGUCCCUGGUUCCCGCCCCUCCUUCAUAAGAAAGGUGCCAAGGAAGAGGUCACGGGCCCACUGCUGAGCUGCCCGCCCUUUCUGCCUCCUAUAGUAAAACUCCAGUGAACCUGU